AUGACCGCAACGGAAGUGCUGUCCAUUUACCGCGAGCUAUCUGAGGCCAGCAAGCUGGUGGUACAGUUCCCGACCGAGUACGAACCCGCAUGUGCCGUGAAAUUCCGUCGUCUCGGCGAAUCGUACCUCCUGCUGGACGCGAACGAAGUGCUCCUUCAGGGAACGUUCCGACCCGAGGACUCCGAAAAUGUGAUCGUAUUCAGUGCCAUCGUCUGCGAUGUGCUCGACUUUGAUACCGAAAAUAAUUGGAUUUUCUACGUACGGUCCACCGACGGAACGGUGCAUCGCAGCAAGAAUGGAUCGCUCGGUGACUGGACCCGGCUGUUCCCGGACCGGUCCGGGUUCGAGCGAGUGUGCUGCAACAACAACGGGCUGCUGGUGCUGGCCGCCGACGGGCAGCUGUUUGUGCAGGGUGAUUUCGGAAGUGUCUUUAAUUGCGACCAGCUCACGAAGGUGCACGAAGUCGAGCGGGAUUGGGUGCAGCAGCUAGCCGCGGGCAUCGAUUUCGCCAUCGUUUCAUUACAAAAGCCUACCAAAGUGUACAGUAGUAUUAAGAAGGAUCUCGUGUUCGAUCGGUACGCACUAAACCACGAGGAUAACUUUGCCGCGUACGGCGACUGGCGGAACGUGUUCGAUGACUUUCCAUUCCAUCCGGGACGUCCUUCGCUCGGUGCGCCAAGCCUCAACGCGUCGAUCGAUGAGCUAUCGGUUUACGGACACAUGCUGCACAGGACGGGAAUCGCCAGUUUCGGUAAGGUCAACAAAGGACAACUGGGAACUGGGGACCACAUACGGCGCGAUAAAAUCCACCAGCUUCAAAUAUGCAAUGUGGCCAAGAUAACGUCUUGCUGCGACUAUUCCUGCGUUCUGACCAUCGAAGGGCAGGUGCUGCUGUGGGGCGAUAUGGAAAAGAAUUGGCCGCUCAAUGGGAAGCCGCCGGUGGCGGGAAACACUAGCACACCGACCGUGUGCGGUGCGUUUCCGCACGUGCUAGACGUUUGCAGUGGCCACUUUCAGACGUACGUUCUAACGAACGAGCUGAAAGUGUGCGACCUUAAAUCGAAUUCCGACGAAGAGCGGUGGCUGAGCUACGGUGUAGCCGCACCAGAAGCCGGCUCUGCCAUUCCCGAUCACAUUCCGUUCGUGCUGGCCACCGACAGUUUGCUCCUCGUGAACCAUUUGCCGGUCAAGCAGGAGAUGCUCAAAAUUUACACCCGACAGCAGGCGACGCUGCAGAGCCUGCUGGGGUACGUGCAAAAGCUGGACGUCAAAAACGGGUCCCGAUCGGCGGCGGGGCGCGAGUCCCAAAGCAGCAGCGCAUCGCAGAUGCACUUUUACCGCUCGUGUCGGAACGCUUUCUAUUUAAUGCUCCUCGGCGUCAAGUCCCUCCGGGCGUACCUGGUGCACCACGACGUUGGCCGCCUGCUGGCGAUCGUCCUGCACGAUGAAAUGCUUCACCUGUACCAAACCAUCCUGCAGUGUUACUGUGAUAACGAGUGUGUCGGUCAGAUGACGGCACACAAUCAUGAUAUGCUUACCACGUUUCUGGAUAACGUUCCGAACGUUAUCGAUCUCGCGGAACUGCUGAUAACCAGUGAGCAAAACUCGCCCGCCAUGGAAGCCACCCUGCUGUCGAUGAAGUCCGAGUGGCUGCGUUUCGUCAACGAAGAGGUCACCGAAAAGCUGGGCAAAGUAACGAAGGCGACGAAAGAGUUUUGGCAGCGCGAAGAGAACGUGCGAUGGCUCGGCCUGAAGGAACCGCACCGCCGGGUCAUCCUGGACUCGAACGAAGUGCCAUUGAAGUUGUUGGACGUGAACAUCUUCUCUUCGUCGCCCCGGUUCGUGCUGUUCAACGAUCUGUUCUGCUAUCUGUCCGGCGUGCAGGUGGUACAGUACCCGCUCAAGCUGGUCUGGAUUACCUCGGAGGUAAGCGAGCUGCAGCGCAGCCGGUACAAGGACAAGCACCGCUUCAUGAUCACCAUCGUGACGCCGGAGGAGACACUUCGCUGCCACACGCUCAACGUGACGGACAAGGGCCGCUGGUUGGCAGCGUUAAAGUUGCAACUGUUGCACUGUCUGGACAAGCAGAUCCACGACAAACAGCCCGUGUUCCGGUUCGCCGGAUACACGUUCAGUGAGCGGCACGAGCGGCUAGCGGGCACCAAGUAUGAGGGCAUGUGGUUGACCGGAAAGAUGGAGGGUGUCGGUGGGCUGACGAGCGUCGACCGAUCGUACAGUGGCGAGUUCUAUCAGGGCAACAUCACGGGCUAUGGGUGCAUGAACCGGUCCGUGUUUGGAAUUUCCACCAUCUACGAGGGUGAAUUUUCCAACGGCAAGUACGAUGGUUAUGGACGGCUCAAGACGACGAGCAAUCGGUCGACGCAUUACUUCCGCUAUCAGGGUUACUUCAAGGCGGACAAAUACAGUGGCUUCGGGACACUGGCGACCAGCUCGUACACGUACAACGGAGAGUUUGUGAACGAUCUAAAGGACGGUUUCGGCGUGAUCGAAGAGAGUCUGAACGGGGUCAAGUACAUCGGUAUGUUUAUGGGCGACAAGAAGCACGGCAACGGCAUCCUGGUGACGACGAACGGCACGUACUAUGCGGGCUUCUUCGCGAACGAUGUCCUCACACAUUCCGCCAGCGGGCUGGCCAUCUUCCCGAGUGGGAUCUACUACAAGGGCGAGCUGACGAUCGAUGGGCCGUUCGGGCGCGGGAUUUUCUUCCACCCGGAGCGCGAAAUCGGAUCGGAGCAGUUCGAGCUGGACGAUUCGAACACCAAAAUGACCGGCCACACGGUGACCGGUAUGUUCGGGGGCACCUGGCAGAACGUGAAGAUCAGCAACGCCACCAUGGCCAUGGAUCAGGUGUUCAACAAGGUUCCGAUGUUGGACCUUAAGAUCAAUGCGGAACGGAAGUGGUCGUCGAUAUUUGCCUGCUUCCACGAGACACUGUUCGGCACCAGCGACAUCGUGGUGAUCCGCCGGAUGGACAUCAAGAAGGUGUGGAACCGGGUGGCGAGUUUUGUGAGCCGAGCCAAGCGAAAAGAGCAAUUGAAAGCGAGCAACUUUGAGGUGGGCCACGGACAGGUGGCGGAUGAUCGGCAGGCGGCCAUCAUCUGUCAGUCGGGGUACCAGCUGCAAAACGCUUCGUUCAGUUCGCUCCGCUCGAGCCUGUCCGAUUCGAGGCUAUCGCUCGCGAACGGUUCGUCGCCGCUGGGUCACAACGUGUCCGCCAGUGCCGUCGAUACGAUAUCGGUGCAAAGUUUCUCCUCCGUGGCGUCGCGUGGCGAUGACGACGAAUUUAUGCUCAAUCCGGCCAGCAGCAGCGGCGCGAAGCGGCUGUCACCGUUUCGGGAUUUGGACUUUAUUCCCGAUUUUUGCAUCACCGCGCUCGACCGGGACGGGCUGGAGUUGCUGAAGAGCUACCUGACCGAUGCCUUCCAAUCGGUGUACCAUCCGCUGCACGGGCUGUUCGAGAAGCUGUCGAACUGCUUCUACUCUACGUACAGCUGCUGGAAGUACACGCCGCACUCGAUCCUCUGCGAGCCGGCCAUGAACGAGUGGAUUUCGAUUGUUAGCCGGAUCUACACGCUGGUGCUGACCGUUCUGUUUCCCGCACUGCCAAAGGACUCGAUAAUGGUCGGAGACGAACUGGUGUCGUACCAGAGUCUGCUGUAUCCUAUCCUGAUCACCCAGGGCAUCUACUCGGCCCUGUUCGUCCUGUACGCCAGCAAGUGCAGUAAAAACGACGAAAUCUACCGUCAACGCAUCUUGAUAUGCAUGAAAAAGACUGACGACAAUCUGGUUCAGCUUCUCGAUAUUAACCGCACCUUAGUACCUAUCAUCCAUCACCCGAAAUAUCAACAAGCAAUCGACAGUUUGAAUCGAUUCCGUGAAAAGUGCUGCCCCAGUGAGAUGAUCAAGCAUAUCAACGAAGCGUUUGCGCUCGUCGAUCAAGCCUGCAAGGAACAGGAGGUGCGGAUGGAUGUAGCGGCCGACAGUCUGCUCGAGCUGAUCAUCUGGCUUGUCAUCAAGGCCAACUUGCCGCAGCUUGGCGCCGAGAUCAGUCUGCUCGAGGAUCUGAUGCAAAACGACUACGGUAGCAGCUACCGGAACACGCCGAACGACUACUGUCUCAUUACGCUGAAGGCGUCCUAUCAGCAUAUAAUUAGUGAUAAUUUUUUUGUUAACAAAACCUUCGAAGCCAGUGGCGGACCGUAAAGCCGGCUGUCCUACUCCUGUAUAUGC
Messenger RNA from Anopheles cruzii, 4251 nucleotides. RefSeq names its product alsin homolog (gene Als2). The record is from RefSeq and is a predicted model, not a curated record. The coding region runs from base 1 to 4224 and encodes 1407 amino acids. NCBI's taxonomy places the organism in Eukaryota, Metazoa, Arthropoda, Insecta, Diptera, Culicidae. The transcript is spliced from 7 exons.